This is a messenger RNA of Schistosoma margrebowiei, 1327 nucleotides long. The record is from the annotation of a GenBank genome assembly. Lineage: Eukaryota; Metazoa; Platyhelminthes; Trematoda; Strigeidida; Schistosomatidae.
GAAAAGAAUUAUGCAAUAUCCAUUACUAAGACAAUUAUGGCUUGUUACAUAUUCUCCCAUUCUCAAAUCUAAAUUCUAUAUUCAUUCCUACAGGAAACAACAAUAUUCUACUUCACCUAUUUAUAUUUAUCCAUUAACCAAAUCUAUACCAUUAUGUUUACCAAAAAUAUUUGAUCAACAAUUUAUUACUAAUUAUUGUCAUAUAUAUAAUUUACCAUGUUAUUAUAAUCAUGAUCAAAUUAUUAGUAAAUUACGUAGAGUUCAGUCAACACGUCGUGCUGAACUAUUACAUAAUCAAUUAUAUAAUAAUAGUACUGAUCAUACUGAUCAUAAUCAUGAUUAUCAUGAUGAUCGGAUCAAAUCUUUAUCCACUUCUCAAUCAUUAUUUCAUCAACAUCAAUCACGUCAAUAUAUUCAAAUUGCAUUAUAUAAUUAUGUAUUAAAUAAUUUACUUGGUUUAUCUAAUCUACAAUCUACAUUGAAUAUUCAUAAUCAUAAUAAUCAUACUAUACCAUUCUUAUUAGAUCUUGGUUGUGGAAUCAAUCAUUUAGAUAUUAUUAAUCAUUAUUUAUUAACUAUAUCAAAUUUUAAUCAAAAAUUCAUACCAUUAUGUAUUGAUCUAUUCAAUAAUAAUAAUAAUACUAAUACUCGUCCUCCUCCUAACACUACUACUACCACUACUACUCGUAAUACUAAUACUGCUACCACUACUACUACUACCAAUAAUAAUAAUAGUAAUAAUACUGCUACUAAUACUCCUCCUCCUCCUAACGCUACUACUACUACUCCUAAUACUAAUACUGCUACCACUAGUACUACUAAUACUACUACUACUAAUAAUAGUAAUAAUACUACUACUAAUACUCUUCCUCCUAAUACUACUACCACUUCUACUCGUAAUACUAAUACUGCUACCACUAGUACUACUACUAAUAGUAAUAAUGGUAAUGAUAUAUUCAAUUAUAAUAUUCAUUUAAUUAAAUGUAAUUUAAUGAAAGAUGAUAUCAUAACAACUAGAUCACAAUUAUUACCAUUUAAAGAUUAUUCUAUAGAUUAUAUUAUAUCUAUAUCUUUUUUACAAUGGUUAUUAAGAAAAGAUAAAUCAUGGUAUAUGAUCAAACAAUUAAUGAAUGAAAUUAAACGUUUAUUAAAUCCAUCAAACAAUAGUCAAUGUAUAUUACAAUUUUAUCCAAGUCAAUUAAUUGAUAUUCAAUUAAUUAGUGAAAUGAUUGAAACAAUUCAAUCGAAUUUUAAUGGUUGUUUAUUAAUUCAUCAACCUAUAAUGAAUCGUGGUAUGAAAAUUUUUAUUUAUUUAACAUAUAAAUGA